Messenger RNA from Solanum stenotomum, 2341 nucleotides. RefSeq names its product acyl-coenzyme A oxidase 3, peroxisomal-like. Gene Ontology annotation, cellular component: peroxisome. NCBI's taxonomy places the organism in Eukaryota, Viridiplantae, Streptophyta, Magnoliopsida, Solanales, Solanaceae. The coding region runs from base 43 to 2094 and encodes 683 amino acids. The record is from RefSeq and is a predicted model, not a curated record. Gene Ontology annotation, molecular function: fatty acid binding; acyl-CoA oxidase activity; FAD binding. The transcript is spliced from 13 exons. Gene Ontology annotation, biological process: lipid homeostasis; fatty acid beta-oxidation using acyl-CoA oxidase.
CUUUUCCCCUUUUCCUUUAUCUUGAUUUUAAUCUAAUCAAGAAUGCAAAAAUCCCAUUUUUCAUCAAUGGAGAAAGUGAAUUUCAGAACCAAAAUCAUUAGCAGACACCUAAAUCAAGAAACCCCAUCACCCAAUUUGUUGCUCCAAUCCAUCCCAUGUCUCAGCUACAACCCACCUGAGCUUUCAGAGCCCUUAGCCAUUUUUGACACAAAAGAGAUGAGAAAGCUCAUGGAUGGUCAUAAUCUUGUGGAAAAGGACUGGCUUUUUGGUUUAAUGUUACAGAGCAAUCUGUUUAACCCUAUUGAAAGAGGUGGCAAAGUUUUUGUUUCACCUGAUUACAAUCAAUCUAAAGAACAACAAAGGGAAAUCACCAUGAAGAGAAUUGGAUACCUUCUUGAACAUGGGGUUUUUAAGAAAUGGCUGACUGGUAAAGGGCCUGAAGAUGAGUUGAGGAAAAUAGGUCUCUUGGAUUGUCUUGGCAUCUAUGAUCAUUCACUUGCCAUCAAAGUUGGAGUCCAUUUUUUCCUAUGGGGUGGUGCAAUCCAGUUUUUCGGUACCAAACGACAUCAUGAUAAAUGGUUGAAGGACACAGAGGAUUACGUGGUUAAAGGUUGCUUCUCGAUGACAGAGUUGGGGCAUGGAAGUAAUGUUCGAGGUAUUGAAACAGUAACAACGUAUGAUUCAAGCACAGGAGAGUUUGUCAUAAAUACUCCAUGUGAAUCAGCUCAGAAGUAUUGGAUUGGGGGUGCAGCUAAUCAUGCAACACAUACCAUAGUUUUCUCUCAACUCAUCAUUGACGGGGGAAAUCAAGGUGUCCAUGCUUUUAUCGCUCAGAUCAGAGAUGAAAAUGGAGACAUUUGUCCAAACAUCCGCAUAGCUGAUUGUGGUCACAAGAUUGGCUUAAAUGGUGUUGACAAUGGCAGAAUUUGGUUUGACAAUGUCCGGGUACCCAGAGAAAAUUUGUUAAAUUCAGUGGCGGAUGUUUCUCCAGAUGGGAAAUAUCUUACUGCUAUCAAGGAUCUUGACCAGAGAUUUGCAGCAUUUUUGUCCCCUUUGACAUCUGGCCGUGUGACAAUUGCAGUUAGUGCAGUUUACUCCGCAAAGAUUGGUUUGGCAACUGCGAUAAGAUACUCGCUGACAAGAAGAGCGUUUUCAGUUACUCCUAAUGGACCAGAAGUUCUUAUACUUGAUUACCCAAGUCAUCAACGGCGACUUCUUCCUCUUCUUGCAAAAACAUAUGCUAUUAGCUUUGCUGCUAACCACUUGAAAAUGAUGUACGUCAAGAGGACACCUGAGAUGAACAAAGUAAUUCAUGUUGUUUCAAGUGCAUUCAAAGCUACUGCAAGUUGGCAUAACAUGCGAACUCUUCAGGAAUGUCGUGAAGCCUGUGGAGGCCAAGGGUUGAAGACCGAAAAUAGGAUUGGCCAGCUAAAAGGUGAAUAUGACGUGCAGUCUACUUUCGAGGGUGACAACAAUGUUCUUAUGCAACAGGUAAGUAAGGCACUUUUUGGGGAAUAUGUGGCAGCCAAAAGGAGUAAGAAACCGUUCAAAGGAUUGGGAUUAGAACACAUGAACACCUCUCAUCCCGUCAUACCUUCACAACUUACAAGUUCUACAAUGAGGCAAGCCCAGUUCCAGAACGACAUAUUCUGCCUACGGGAACGAGACCUGUUGGAACGUUUUGCUGCUGAAGUUUCGCAAUGCCAGGCACAGGGAAAAAGCAAAGAAUAUGCUUUUACUUUGAAUUAUCAGCUUGCUGAAGACCUGGGGAGAGCCUUCUCAGACCGAGCAGUUCUCCAUACUUUCCUCGACGCAGAGGCAUUCGUCACAUCUGGCCCCCUUAAGAACGUUUUGGAUCUCGUCAGAUCGAUGUAUGUUCUGGUCACCCUAGAAGAGGAUGCUGCAUUCCUCCGAUAUGGAUACCUGUCGAUGGACAAUGCUGCAAUAGUGAGAAAAGAAGUUGCCAAGCUAUGCAGUGAACUAAGGCCACAUGCACUUUCCUUGGUCAGUUCCUUCGGCUUACCUGACGCCUUCUUGGGCCCGAUAGCUUUCAAUUGGGUUGAAGCCAAUGCUUGGUCUUCUGAACAAAACUAGCUCGUCGUAGAUUACUAGUUACUACAUAGAUUAAAAAGAUAUCACAACAUGGCUUGUUGUUGCAACUUAUGUGCUUGCCAUGAAUAAUCAAUAGGCUAUUUACCAUUGUUCUUUCUCAAAAAAUAAGUACAUUUCACCUUUUAUCUUUAAUCAUGAAAGGACAGAUUGUUUUACUCAUAGAAAGUAUAGAUGCUCUGUCUGUGACUGUGUGUGUAGAUUCUCAUUAAGAUAUCAUGACAUUUGAUCA